AAUUUUCCAAGGGAAAAUAUUCAUGAUUCCUUAAUAUAAUUUAGCAUAAACUUUUACAAUAAAGAAUCUCCGUAAGGAUGGACAUAUCCGAGUUCCGGACCCUUUGGCGUUUAGCUUUGUUUACGUUUUUGUGACAGUCAUCGAGCAUCGAUAUUCCAUAUAGCUUCAUUUAGCUACAUUUAGCAACAUCUUUGAACUAGAAUAAUGCAAAAAUGUUGUCGUCAAAGAAAUUGUAUCGUAAAGACAUAAUAAUACAGAAAAUUAGUCAAUUUUUUAUUGCAUAAUGAUGCAUUUGAACACAACCGAUGUCGAAUUGACCGCCAAAAUUAUCUAUCCAUGGUUUCUGUUAUUAAAAUUUAAUGAUCAAUGCUUUUAACGACUCUCGAGUCGGCAGAUGUUAAAUAUAAAUACUCCCAACACAACACAGCAAAAUUACGAAGGGACAAAUUGGAAUAUUGCUCGCUUCUGCUUCAAAUUUAUGCGGUCAGAAAGCGUUUAGUUGCUUAUACAAAUUUGAUAUACAAUUCAUCGGUGAAUUGUUUCUGUUUUUGCGGUAACUGGAAAGAAAGCUUUUUGUUUGCUAAUAUUUAUCAAACUGAGAUGGAUUGUAAAGGACAUAAUCAUAGUUAUAAUAUUGACAAAAUAAGAAAAGCACAUGAAGAACAGAACAAUAAGAAAAAUGAAAAUGUGGUAAAAUGUUCUGAUAAUGUUGAUGCAGGGCGUGGUUGUGUCAAUCACAAUAAAUUAAAUGAAUCAAAGACACUUAGUGAGCUAUCCAAAGGGCACAAAGUAAUGAUGUCUGUGCUGAGUGCGAGGUUAUUGAGGCUAACGGCUGCCCAGACUUUAUGGCACAAGGAUAUGAAUAGUUUUAUUGAGUAUAUUCUAAGGGUUGAGGACAAUGCUGUUGUGGUGGACAUACUUCCAAUAUUAACAAAAAGAGUGAGGAAUGAAGGUACUGAGCUAUCCACGCUAUCAAUGGGUGCAUGCCUGGAUCUUCUUCCAGUUCUUGCGGAUUUGUUGGAAUCAAAAUAUGAAGAUUACAUAGUUACGUCUAUAAACAUGAUACGCGAGGUCAUGAAACGCUGGUGGAAGGAACUGCAGAUGAUGGGAAAGAAAGAAAAACGAGAAUUUGAGAUCGAUCACCGAUGUAGCAGAAGUGUGAAUGGUGUAUAUACGCUUCUUAUAUCCAUGACUGAUCGCAUACGAGCGUUGGCCAAAAGAAGUGGAAGGAUAGGCGAGAAAGCAAAGGUACUGCAAGAACUCAUGGCAUUGCUAUGAAAGUGAGGUCAUCAAAUGCGGUGAUCAAGAUCCAUAGAAAACAUAAACAUUUCCGCUGACAAGUUACCUGCGGUCUUGUUAUAAUAGAGCCUAGCGGAAAUAGGCGCAAGGAACUAUUGGUAAUGUCAAGAGGUCUGGUAUAUAAAUAAUGAACAUCUCACCUGUUUAGGGUAGUGAUCUCUAUAUGAACUGGAACGAUAACUCGGGCGCCAUCUUUGAAGCCAUUAGAAGCCAACAUUGAACUGUAAACAAACGAGAACGAUAACUCAAGGGGGAAAAUUGAAGAAGAGUUUUGAGCUGAAAUACUUGAAGCCAAAUGUUGAGCCGUAUAUGAAAUUAAAGCUAUUAAAAGGUUUUAUAAUAUAAGUAUGAUAUAACGAGCAAUUUGAUUGGC
This is a messenger RNA of Dendronephthya gigantea, 1672 nucleotides long. Its product is annotated as katanin p80 WD40 repeat-containing subunit B1-like. The coding region runs from base 367 to 1278 and encodes 303 amino acids. NCBI's taxonomy places the organism in Eukaryota, Metazoa, Cnidaria, Anthozoa, Malacalcyonacea, Nephtheidae. Gene Ontology annotation, molecular function: microtubule binding. The transcript is spliced from 10 exons. Gene Ontology annotation, cellular component: nucleolus. The record is from RefSeq and is a predicted model, not a curated record.